CCGGAAUUGUCACGUGAUACGGGAUUUCCCUUCGAACACGAACGCGAUUGCUUUGAACCAGGAAAUUGGAACGAAAAAUUCUACAAGUAGAUCUUCCAAAUAUGGCUACAGACGAGCUUGCAAAAAAGUUGGAAAGAAGGGUGAACAUAAAUGAAGGGGUUGAAGAAGGAAGUCUGUCGCCUCAAAGUACAGUGUUCAAUCCAUACACAGAGUUUAAAGAGUUUUCACGAAAGCAAAUUCAGGAUUUCCAAAAGACAUUUAAAAAGUAUGACACAUCAGGGGAUAAGUUUAUUGACUUUGAAGAGUUGAAAUACAUGAUGGAACAAUUGAAGGCUCCACAAACUCAUCUCUCACUAAAAGCUAUGAUCAAAGAAGUAGAUGAAGACAAUGAUGGUAAAAUCAGCUUCCGUGAGUUUCUGUUGAUAUUCCGUAAAGCAGCUGCAGGUGAUCUAGAAGAGGACAGUGGGUUGUGUGAGCUAUACAGAAAUGUUACAGAGAUAGAUGUAGAUAAAGAAGGAGUUAAAGGCGCCAAAAAUUUCUUUACUGCAAAGAUAGAAGCGCAGACUCAUGGUAAGAAGUUUGAAGAGGAGAUUAAAGAAGAGCAAGAACAAAGGAAGAAAGAGGCAGAGGAGAAAAAGGUGCGGAAGGCGGAUUUCAAGAACAAAGCUAACUUCUUUGUUGCACAGGCCGAGGCUCAGAAAUCAUGAGUGCCUUUAAUGGAUCUGGACAUUAUUUCAUUUAUAAUUACAUCAACCAUGGAUGUGUUUAACCAAUAAUUCAUUAAUGACACUGCAACCACAAAUAUUUAUUUCUUGCCAUUAGUAAUAAAUGAUUUCUUCAUUGACGAUAAUUUCCUUAAAAAUUUAUCUAUUUCUUUCAAUAAUGAUAAUUUUGAUUAUGAUAAGUUAAUUACUCCUUGUGUAAAAAAAUAAUUUAGAAAUAAGCUAACACGUUUUUUAUUAAUGAUAUUAAAUUAAUUAUUUAUUCACUUCAACCAGAAUAAUUUUUUUUUAAAAAUAUAACUUCAUUUAUAAACAAUAAUAAUUUUCAUCUAUUAUUUUUAUGGUACAUGUAUAAUUUAUAUCAAAAUAGACAAUGCAUGUAGGUUUUUCAGCUGGGUGUUAUAGGAGAACGAGAUAUUUAUUAUGUUUUGAGUGGAAAGGAGUUGUGUAUUUUUUCUGUAAAUUAAUAUGAAGGAACAGGUUAAUAAGAGAUCCAGUACUGGUAUUUGCUGAAUUUUUGACACACAAACAGUACUGAUUAUGUUGAAUCUUUGAUAAAGGACCAGUAUGGUAUUUUUUGUUGACUGUUUGACAGAUGACCAGUACUAGUCCUUUUUGAAAUUUUGAUAGAGACCUAGUACUGGUUGAAUUUUGUAUAGACCAGUACAUGUAAUAUGUUGGAUAGAGAACUAUAACUGGUAUGUAAUGGUAACAUAACUGGUAUAUGAUGUUUACGAGAAAAAAAAAACAAUACUACUAUCUGUAAAAUGUGUUAUAAAAGGUCAGGACAGUUCCUGUCUUAAAACUCAUACAGAAUCAUGAUAGUUUUGUGAAAUUUUCUACAGAGAGGUUUCAUUCAUUCCAACAUAUCUUUAAGAACACCAUUUGUCAUGUAUACAUACUUAUAUCUCAUUAUGUCCAA
Ruditapes philippinarum (Manila clam) is the source of this 1644-nucleotide messenger RNA. RefSeq names its product EF-hand domain-containing protein D2-like. Bases 102 to 707 code for a protein of 201 amino acids. Gene Ontology annotation, molecular function: calcium ion binding. The record is from RefSeq and is a predicted model, not a curated record. The transcript is spliced from 5 exons. Lineage: Eukaryota; Metazoa; Mollusca; Bivalvia; Venerida; Veneridae.